Prorocentrum cordatum is the source of this 737-nucleotide messenger RNA. The record is from the annotation of a GenBank genome assembly. NCBI's taxonomy places the organism in Eukaryota, Dinophyceae, Prorocentrales, Prorocentraceae.
AGCCAGUUUGACUCAGGGGGUCAUAGGGCAGACAGAUCACUACUUGAGAGCAUCACCAUUCGAAGCACCAGGAUGGCUGCCGAGCUUGCUGGAACCAUGGCCGCGCUCAGCCUCGGGGAGACCGACAGCGGCAGCGAGUCCUCGACGGUGCAGUUCAAGGUGCCAGGAACCACCGCGUUCGAGAUCGAGCUCGACCGCGCGACGGCCGUCCGCGACGUGAAGAAGGCCGUGGCCGAGGAGAGCACCGUGAAGCCAGAGCACAUGAGGCUGAUCUACAAGGGCAAGGUGCUCAAGGACGCGCUCUCCCUCGAGGAGGAGGGCUACGACGGCACGGAGGCAGUGAGCGUCCACUUCACCGCCGGCCACACCGGCCUCGUCGGCGGCUCCCAGAAGCAGGAGGUGGUGCGCAACCCCUUCAACCCGCCGGUCCGCGGCAUCCCAGGCUCCAAGGGCAGCCGCACCUCCCGGAUGUCGGGCCGCCCCGGCGGCAUGGGCCUGAUCCGCAAGUACGGCAUCAUGAUGAAGCGCCAGGAGUUCCGCGCGAAAGGCCACCGAGAUCGGCUUCAUCAAGUACCGCUGAGGAGCCCCACGGCCUCGUAGGCCGGUCGAUCAGCAGCCGUCGCCCUGCCCAGCAUCUGCCCGUGCCUUUGGCGCAGGGAGCUCCUCCUCCAGCCCGCCCCCGCCGACGACGAUGCUCGCGCUUCGCGCGUCGCAGCCUGGACCGGAAAAUUGCCCCU